CCAACGUCAUUCCCGGCGCCGAAUCCCCCCGAAACACACGAUCCUUCCCGCGCCGCCGCUGAGGCGCCCUAACGCCGCCGUCUCCGGCCGCGCGACCACCUCCGAUCACCGCCUCUCUCUCUCUCUCUCUCCACUGCUCCCCCGCGCAUCGCCUCCACCAUCGGGCCUACCUGCCCGCGCCGGCGCCGCCGAUCAAUCGCCGCCGCCGUCAGUCCUGCUCCUGCGGGCGAUACCUAGCUGCUCCGGGGCGGCCAUUUCCUCCGAUUGCCCGCGCUGCCUCGUACCCUCUCCGCCACCGACCAGUCCCUUCCUUGAGUUCGUUGGCUGCCGUCGUUAGAAAAUUAUUUGGCCAUGCUAUUAUUAUUAUUUUUGUUCUUAGCCACUAGUAGUACUUUUCAUUCACUAAGUUUCGGUCAUUGCAGUAGCUAAAUCUGAAUAGAAGAAAGACCAAAUUGAGACAACUGGGGAAACAAGUGAUCGAAUCAGAUCAUCGAUCCCUCUUUUUGGCCCAAGCUCCCGAGACGGACUAUUAGUCCCUGUUCUUGGAUUGACCAAGUCUGAAUAGAGACAAUGCAAAAUGAAGCAAGCGGUGUACAGUGGUCAGAGUGUACAUUUCUCUUGAACCACCAUUGAGCUCCCCAUAUCCUUUGAUGUCUCCAUAUCUGAAGAGUGUAUAGGAAUGUGAGAAAACCGGACUGCAGAGAUGAAUAGUACCAUCCUUGAUGUAUUUAAGUCAAGAAAUAUUAAUGGAGAAUUUUCUGGAACUGUCAUACAUUUUUAUUCAUUCAGUUAUGAGGGUAAAGAUGAUACAUGGUAUAAGGGUGAAAUUUUUCCUGUCAUGAGCUUGAAGACACCAUUAGAGAAGGGGAAAGGAAUUAGAGUUUCUAUAUGGACAUUCCCAGCUGAGAAAGAAAAAGAAUUGAAGGAAAUGAUUCUGGAUCUAUUGCCGUUGGAAAGUACCGCACUGCUGAAGCCAAGUUUUGCCGCGUACAAUUCUCAUAUUGACCGUGCAAUACUUUGUUGCACACCAUGCACCUCAAAUAUGACUUCUUGGAUCGCCAAGCAGGUUCAAAUACCUUCCGAUUCUUAUCUCCAGGAGGAUUCAAAAAACAUGAUACGCUCCAUAUUAAAUCUGUCAAAGGUGAUGUGGGACUUGGGCUAUGCUUGUGAUGGGUUAGAUGACCCCCAAAGCUUUAUUAUGAUGGAUUCUAAUGUCAAACUUCUCCCUUUUGGGAUACGAAAGAGACAAUUCUGAUAGUGAAAUGAUGCACCGCAUAAAGUUUUCAAAUCUUUUAGAAAAUCAUCUCAGCCAAAGAUGGAGUGAUGUUGAAGUGGAUGAAUUUAUCAAGCUCAUGAGAAAUCCUUCAGCAAGUUUGGAACAUUUGCUAAAUCAUCCACUCUUGCUGCCCCCUGAGAUUCGUAUGUCCUCAUACCUUAACUUGUGGAUUGAGAAUUUGACACCAGACCAACAUAAUCUGUACAACUCAAUCACAAGUUAUAAGGAAAAAGUACCCAAUAAUAAAACUUUCAUGUAUGGGGAUACAACUCGAGAAGCUCAUCGUUUUUCACGUAACACAGCAUCGCACUACAUAAGUCAUUGGAGACGACUUAUCCCGAGCAGUAAUAGGACAAAAGCUCCAUUCGACAUGGUCGACAAAGAACUCAAGAAGUGCUUUCCAGGGUUGCCGUGUAAGAUUUAUGCUAUGACAUUAGACCCACUUUGGAACAAAUGAUUGGGAGCAAUAUUCAGUUCGAAUGCUUUCUCGGUAUACGCUGUUGAGUUUUACAUGCAGAGUUUUUACUCUAGCUGUAUAUAUUUGGCAUGGUUUUGCGAAAUCAUUGGGUCAGUUACUUUGCAGGCUAUAUUUGUGAAACCAUUGGGUGUGAGGAGUUUUCUAACAUUUGCAAGUCCAAUUUUUACAGUGGGAAGUGAAGUUUCUCCCCCAACGAUAUUCUUGUGGCUGUCGAUUAGCCCUGCGAUAUUUUGUACUCAAUCCAGAAUGAAAAUGUAUGCACUCAAUCCAGAAUGAAAAUGCAUGUAGCAUGUUGUCGUGCUCAAUUGAGAAUAUGUAAUGUAACGUCUGUUAGCAACCUGGUUCCGUGAACUUAUUAUAACUUGGACAAAUGGCGCAAUCCUUGUUGUACCUUGUCUUUCAGUUGUAACUACGGAGUAUGUUCUUAGAUAGUCUAAUCACUGUCA
Oryza sativa Japonica Group (Japanese rice) is the source of this 2200-nucleotide messenger RNA. The record is from RefSeq and is a predicted model, not a curated record. Lineage: Eukaryota; Viridiplantae; Streptophyta; Magnoliopsida; Poales; Poaceae.